AUGGCCUCGUUGCUGAAGGUGGAUCAGGAAGUGAAGCUCAAGGUUGAUUCUUUCAGGGAGCGGAUCACAAGUGAGGCAGAAGACUUGGUGGCAAAUUUUUUCCCAAAGAAGUUGUUAGAACUUGAUAGUUUUUUGAAGGAACCAAUCCUAAACAUCCAUGACCUAACUCAGAUCCACUCAGACAUGAAUCUCCCAGUCCCUGACCCCAUUCUUCUCACCAACAGCCAUGAUGGACUGGAUGGUCCCACUUAUAAGAAGAGAAGAUUGGAUGAAUGUGAAGAGGCCUUCCAGGGAACCAAGGUGUUUGUGAUGCCCAAUGGGAUGCUAAAAAGCAACCAGCAGCUGGUGGACAUUAUUGAGAAAGUGAAGCCUGAGAUCCGGCUGCUGAUUGAGAAAUGCAACACGGUCAAAAUGUGGGUACAACUCCUGAUUCCUAGGAUAGAAGAUGGGAACAACUUUGGCGUGUCCAUUCAGGAGGAGACAGUUGCAGAACUGAGAACUGUUGAGAGUGAAGCUGCAUCUUAUCUGGACCAGAUUUCUAGAUAUUAUAUUACAAGAGCCAAAUUGGUUUCUAAAAUAGCUAAAUAUCCCCAUGUGGAGGACUAUCGUCGCACCGUGACAGAGAUCGACGAGAAAGAAUAUAUCAGCCUUCGGCUCAUCAUAUCAGAGCUAAGGAAUCAAUAUGUCACUCUACAUGACAUGAUCCUGAAAAAUAUUGAGAAGAUCAAACGACCCCGGAGCAGCAAUGCAGAGACACUGUACUGA
Messenger RNA from Rangifer tarandus platyrhynchus (Svalbard reindeer), 765 nucleotides. The record is from the annotation of a GenBank genome assembly. NCBI's taxonomy places the organism in Eukaryota, Metazoa, Chordata, Mammalia, Artiodactyla, Cervidae.